AUGGACCGUGAACUUCUCGCGGAGUUGGGGGAGGCGCCAGCUCCUGCGGGUGAAGGUGGAGAAACCUUUUCCGCGCCAGGGUUUAGCGUGGCGGGGGAGGAGGAGUCGGCUACAGCCGCUGAGGAGAGUCAUGAACAUGGGAAGAAAACGACAUUAGAAGCCCCUGAGUUCGGCGUUGCUGCGCCUACACACGAAACAUCAGCCAAUGGAGCAGAAGAAAAUGAAACGGAGACAGGUGAUGGUGCACCGCCUGUAUCAGCCCAACACGGAGCUUCAGCAGGAAACGCCACCGCAGUGGAGCAGUUUGAGGGUCCCUCAUUUGGUGUGGCUGCACCUACGGAGACAGAAGCCGAAGAGGGGGCUGCCGAGGCAGAGCUCCAAGAGGAAACACCAGAACAAGGCGGAUUCGCGCCUCCCAGUUUUGGAGUCGCAGAGGGUGCAGGUGUUAUACCAGGAAUUCCCCUGGAGGGCACGGCAAUGGAAAAGCAUCCAGAGAGAGGAGGACUAUUUGCUGGGCCACCCCCAGAGGAAAGGCCCUCGAUUCCCCCUCCACCUGUGGGGCCUGAACCGGAGAAUGCCGAAGGCUCCUCAGAAUUCGAAGAGAAGGAAGAAGAACUCAGGGAGCGCGAGCUUAACACUGAUCCCAAACUGCACUACUCGUGUGGGCAGCUGGCACCCGUCCUGGAUGCGAUUCAGGGACUAAACCAAAAAAUCGCGGACUUGCAUUCUUUGGCUCAACAGCAGCAGCAGAUGGAGCAACAACUGCAACAGCAACAACAGCAAAUGCAGGAGCAACAGCACCAGCAAAUGCUCCAGCAUCAGGAGCAGCUAGCGGAGAUCCUCAAGCACCAACAGCAACAGCAGCAGCUGCUGCAGGAGCACCAACAGCAACAGCAGCAGGAGCACCAGCAACAACAGCAGCAGCAACAGUCACAAGAGUUGCCACCAUUUACCCGUUCAAUAGAACCGGAAGGGGAACCGCCGGCAGCAAAACUGCCAGUAGCAUCACUCCCAAAAGAAACGGAGACAGUACCACAAGCAGAACUUGUAGCAGCUCCGGCACAGCAGGAACCUGUGCCUGCAGAAAUACUACCAGCCGCAACCCCACCAGCAGCAACACCACCCAUAGCAACAGCAGCGGCCAGUAACGCGCCACCGAUAAGUAUUCAGAAUUACAACUACGGAGGUGAGAAAUUCUUUCGCUCAACACAAAAUCAAGGUAUACAUGGGCUUUCCCAAUGGCGUUCAGGAUGCUGCGAUGGGGAGGACGAUACCACAAUGGAGGGCGCUGUCUGGAGACGUAUCAGAAAUAUCUCCGAGGCACUUGAAGCCAGAGAAAUGAAAGCAAAGUCUCAAGAGCUAGAGCACUGA
Cyclospora cayetanensis is the source of this 1371-nucleotide messenger RNA. Its product is annotated as mushroom body large-type Kenyon cell-specific protein 1. The record is from RefSeq and is a predicted model, not a curated record. Bases 1 to 1371 code for a protein of 456 amino acids. The transcript is spliced from 3 exons. NCBI's taxonomy places the organism in Eukaryota, Apicomplexa, Conoidasida, Eucoccidiorida, Eimeriidae.